GAGCUGUUGCCCAUCAUGUCUUCAGCUUCGUUAGUUAAGAGCUUUAACCUCACCUCCUCCGCCCUCUCUUCCGCUACCAGCAGGAAACCUAGUAAUAUUUGUGCCAGGAUCAGCACUUCUUCUUCUCCUUGUAGAUCUCCUCCCCCUAACCUAAUCCAAAACAAGCCUGUUACCUCCGUUCCUGCUAUCACUCGGAAGGAAGAAAUGUCAAAGGAGUACGAAGAGGCCAUUGCAUCUCUCCAGAAACUUCUCAGUGAGAAGGAGGAGCUGAGGGCUGAAGCGGCUGCGAAAGUGGAGCAGGUAACAGCUCAGCUGGCGACGGCCGAGGCCAACGGCGCCACCAAGCCUUAUGAUGCCGCCGAGAGGCUCAAGAGCGGCUUCAUUUACUUCAAGAAAGAGAAAUACGACAAGAAUCCGGCUCUUUACGGUGAACUUGCCAAAGGACAAUGGCCCAAGUUUAUGCUGUUUGCAUGCUCGGAUUCUCGAGUCUGUCCUUCACAUGUUCUGGAUAUGCAGCCAGGAGAGGCUUUUGUUGUCCGCACAGUUGCUAACUUGGUCCCACCCUAUGAUAAGACUAAAUACGCUGGAACUGGGGCGGCCGUUGAGUAUGCUGUCUUGCAUCUCAAGGUUUCAUACAUAGUGGUGAUUGGGCACAGCGCCUGUGGAGGAAUCAAGGCGCUCUUGUCGAUUCCAGAAGAUGGGUCUACCCUUGGCACUGACUUCAUAGAAGACUGGAUUGGUAUCGCAUCGCCGGCAGGGAAGAAGGUGAAGGCAGAUCAUGGUGCCGAUGCUCCUUUCGCUGAUCUAUGCGGCCACUGUGAAAAGGAGGCGGUGAAUGUAUCGAUCGGAAACCUGCUGAGCUAUCCGUUUGUGAGAGAGGGUUUGCUGAAGAAAACCCUAGCAAUCAAGGGAGGAUACUAUGACUUUGUCAACGGACGUUUCGAGCUCUGGGAUGUUGAUUUCAGCCUCAACCCCAUCUUCUCCGUAUGAUCGUAAUCACAUUCCCAUGCAACUCAAUUGCUUCCUGUUUGUAAUUUCCUUCUUAAUUUCAUCUGCAGCGUCGUCUGCAAAUGUAAUCGUAUAAUUUCCUUGAGAUUGUAAUCGUUUGCGAAAAAAUAAUAAACGGAGAUCCAGGUUGGCUCCUUCGUUCAUCAUUUCACAUGCAAAAUUUAUUUAAUUUUCCGGUUUAAAUUU
Malus domestica (apple) is the source of this 1194-nucleotide messenger RNA. Its product is annotated as carbonic anhydrase, chloroplastic-like. Lineage: Eukaryota; Viridiplantae; Streptophyta; Magnoliopsida; Rosales; Rosaceae. Gene Ontology annotation, molecular function: zinc ion binding; carbonate dehydratase activity. The record is from RefSeq and is a predicted model, not a curated record. Gene Ontology annotation, biological process: carbon utilization.